Molecule: messenger RNA, 4979 nt
Organism: Fusarium odoratissimum NRRL 54006
Lineage: Eukaryota; Fungi; Ascomycota; Sordariomycetes; Hypocreales; Nectriaceae
Exons: 1
Coding region: 1275-4232 (985 amino acids)
Source: RefSeq, a predicted model, not a curated record
AACUGCGACUUUGUGGCUCUUCUGAGUGAGUCCAGUCGCUCUCCCUUGUCUCAUUUCUCUGUUCCCUGGAUUUCUCUCCGUCCGGGCUGUUCACUCCGCCCAAGACUUUUGUCUGAUAUACUCCCCCAUUCAGACAAACAACAACAAAAUAAAUGCACGACCGAGCUUCCUCCCUCUAGCUUCUCGACUUCCAAGUUUGCAAAUCGAUUCAACCUCCGAUUCUCGGUUCAAUCACUCGUUUGGGUACAUCUCGUCUCCCUUUAGAGCCGGACUUCUCAUAACAGCGGCGCCCAAGCUCCCCUGCUGGUGCUGUUAGCGACGAAUAACCCCCCCUGUCGGCUGGUUUUUGGGCCUGGGCUGGGGCUGCGGAAUAUCCUUGUCGUUGAAAUUCAACCUACCCGCCCUGCCAAUCCAAUCCGGCUUCCCCGUCCCUGUACAGAAAGUUAACGCUCCGUGCAGGGUGCUGGCUGUGCUUUCUUUGCGUAUUUGCGAGUUUUUCGUUCUUAAUGUACUCUUGGACCUGGACCUGAGCACAGGCUGAAGCCAUUCAUUUGUUCUUCUCAUCACUUUCGAAGCUGGAACUGGAUGCCGGCUGGGUUGUUUUGUCUGUGUCAAGGCGAAAUUCGGCGUCCUUUCUUUUAACCUAACCGUGGGGUCCAUCUCUCGACACCCAUCAUUUUCCACAGGAAUCAUACCUUUGACCAGCCCACACCGAAUCCGCCUUUUCUCCAAAGACCAACUCUUUCUCGCAUUCGUUCUUCAACACCGAUCGACUUCUUGGUUAGAUAGCUGUGCUUGUGACUGAGGUUCUUGCCAUCAUUUUUUGUGCGGCUUGUUUCGAAACUCUGGAACGACACUCGACCCUCGCUCACGAACCGCCGAAACCUUCACCACCAAAGCAACCGCUUUUUUUGCUUCUGGCCCAGCCUUUGCCAAAUUCCAGUUACGGAUCGAAUACCUUGUUCUAGAACCGACAGCAAUGGCCAAGAGCUAUUGCUACAUUUUAUCAAAUACGAUCUCUUCAUUUUCAGAUAUCUGCGCUGCUACGGUCGGCGCACCUUGCCGGAGGACGCAGUACAGUGACUAACUGAACGCUACCAACUGCAUCACCGACGAAACGACGAACACGACCAAAAAUUCGAUACCCUUGCACACAAAGCGAAACUUCGUUUUGUAAGCAAAUUUAUACCUGCCCGCUGGGCGACCAUAGUUUUUGCCAGCCUCUGGCGCCCAGCAGCAGCAUCUGAUUCCACGACUGCCAAGUGCAUCACACCAUGACUCCCCUCGCUAUUUCUGUACCCGACGCUCCGGGUUCACCACAUGCAACCCGAGGCAAGUUUGCCUUUUAUGGUAAUCGACAACGGGAUAGUGAGAACAGUAGCCUUGCACCAGGUACCUCGACAAGUGAUGCAUCACCUUAUGCCUCGCCUAUGACUUCACCAUCAAUGUCUCCGUUAGCAUCUCCUCGGGUUCAGAUAGUGCCGUUUGGAUCAGCCUACCGACAUACUCGCCAACCCUCUGAUGAGUCUCUGUCACAUUUACCUCCUUUGCCAGUUUCACCAAGAUGGGAUUCAAUGUCAAACCCUUCAAGAUUUAUUCUUGGACAGUCAAUAUCACAACGAGCAGGAUCACCAUUUGACUCUCCGCACUCGCCCUCACCUUUAAGCUACGAUACUGCGGCAAGCACUCCCGUCGAAUCUCGAAACACGUCUCCGACAUUUCUGACAUCCAAAUCGUCACUGGCUGACCUGCGCGCCUACGACAGCCUGCCACCCACCGUGGAGAACUUCUCGCGGCCGCGGAAGCAAAGUAUCCGCCAGCCAAUGACAGACGCGCCUAAGCUACGACCAGUCCACAGUACCCUGGCUACCGCUACCGCUACCGCGACUGCGACCGCUACAUCGCCCUCUACCCCCGGCCUCAAUCCCGCCGACCAGUACCUGGAGCUUGUAUCACCUUCGCAACAUCCCUUAUGGCCUCCUCCUCCACGUCCCCGCGGUCCUUCAGUUUCAUCUUGUCAGUCUUCAUCUACCUACCACUCGGUCCUAUCUCCACCUUCCAACGACUUUUAUGAGCCUCGAGCGCCCCGUGCUCGGACGGCCAAUGGUGCGACAGCUUCCGCCGCACGGCCACCAUUAAGCUACUCCAACCCAGGGUCGGCCUCACCGAGCCCUGUCGUCGCCCCGUGGAUGAGUGGUGAAGAAUUUAGAUCGAGCUUUCGCUCUCAAUUCACAGAAUCUACUGCUCCAGGAACUGCAGUAACUGAGAGAAGUAGCGUCCUUACAAAGGACAGCUCCGUUACAUCAUUAUAUCCGAGCCCUGAAGGCGAAGGGGAGCAAGAAGUCAACCCUGAAAACGACAACGACCCCGAACACGACGAACCGAGCCUUGAGGAUGUUAUGGGCAUGUACGAGCAAGGUUUCGACGACGACGAAGACGACGUGCACUACCCUGAUCAUCACAACAGAAAUUCUCGCCCCGUGACAUCAACCUCAAACAUGGAUCAGCGACACAGCAUCAGAGACGAUGCAGAUGACGAGGAUUUUCCUCAACGCAAGGUUCAAGAGUCCAACUCGACCCUUGACAUGGAGAUUCGGAUGUCCAAGAUGAUCUUCACCCAUCCAGCCUUCACAUCAUCAGUUCCUCAUAUCGCCGAAAACUACGGUCGCGGAAUGAACGAAAAGCGAGAUUCGGCCAAGUCUUUGGACUCUGAGCCUUCUCUCAAUGAACAACCUUCUUCCGCUGUCGAAUCAACUCCCACAAGCGCACCACCUGUCUCCGCGCCCCUCUCACCCGUUGGUGAGCCUUCCGAGCGACCCGAAACCCCUGAAUCUGGACGCAAUAUGGGCUACGCUUCGGAGCCCGCACCUGAACCAACACCGACAGCAGCACCCGCACCCAUUCCUGAGCCUCAGCCUGUACCUGAGCCAGUAUACGCCCCUCCACCACCUGUUGUUGCACCUGAACCUGUCGAGCCCGAGGACCCUGGCGCUCGUGACCGAUACGGCUUCAAGAAGGAGAACCAGUACGUGACGCGGCAGCAAUAUGAUACCUGGAAUGCUGGAUACACCGAGUACCUGGCACGCCGUCGGAAGAAGUGGAAUGCCUACCUCAAGGAUAAUGCUCUCAUGACAGAUCACCCCAACCGAUUCCCUGCUCCCAACGCAAAGACAAAACGCUUUGUUCGCAAGGGCAUUCCUCCGGAAUGGCGCGGUGCAGCUUGGUUCUACUACGCUGGUGGUCCCGCCAUUCUGGCAAAGCACUCGGGUCUCUACGAUAAGCUAACAACUAAGCGAGCUAAGGACGUUGAUGCUGAAGCUAUCGAGCGAGAUUUGCAUCGGACAUUCCCUGACAACAUUAAGUUCAAGCCCCCCGGCGGGAUGGACACGGCAUCGAGCAGCGCUAGAGAAAGCCAAUCAACAAUGUCGGACUCUACUCGGGGCUCUAGCCCAUCGCCUCCCAAUGUGGACGGAGAGACACCAAUCAUCACUUCUCUUCGCCGCGUGCUCCAUGCCUUUGCUGUCUACAACCCUCGGAUCGGAUACUGCCAGAGCUUGAAUUUCCUUGCUGGUCUUCUCCUUCUGUUUGUUGACACUGAGGAGCAGUGCUUUUGGCUUCUCAAUGUCAUUACACGCAUCUACCUCCCCGGUACCCAUGAGAUGAGUCUCGAGGGCUCCAAGAUUGAUCUGGGCGUUCUCAUGACUGAGAUGCGUACCUCCAUGCCUGCCGUCUGGGAUAAGGUCGGUGGCGAGCUUGAGGCUGAUCCCAACUCACGACCCUCGACAAGCAAAUCCAUUCGCCUCACUCGUUCGCGUCGCAAGGAACUCGCACGCAUGUCAACACCAACUGACCGACUUCCACCAAUCACUCUUUGCAUGACGGCUUGGUUUAUGAGUUGCUUCAUUGGAACGCUCCCGAUUGAGACUACUCUCCGCGUGUGGGAUGUCUUCUUCUACGAGGGUUCCAAGACUCUGUUCCGCAUUGCACUAGCCAUCUUCAAGCUGGGUGAGAGCGAGAUUCGGGCUGUAGCCGAUCCUAUGGAAAUGUUUGGUGUCGUGCAAUCAAUGCCUCGCCGGCUGAUCGACGCUAACGCCCUUAUGGAGGCUUGCUUCAAACGACGGAAUGGCUUCGGGCACCUCAGCCAGGUCCAGAUUGACGAAAAGCGUCAGCAACGACGAGCUAAGGCGCAGCUGGAUCGAGUCCGUCAGGGCAAGACGUGGAACGUGGGAUAGUCGGAGUCGGAGAACAGCCACCACUGUCUACCCCGACCCGAAACACCAGGAAAUUAAACGUCUGAGCCGCGUCAACAUUAUCACAUCACCUCAACCCUUCAACACUCCUUCAAUAUCUCCUUUUACUACCUCAUCUUCUUUCUCAUUUCGGUACACCCUGGCUCGCACUGAAACAGGUGCGAGCCACCGAACCUUAUCAUGGAAUGGCGUUUCAAUGGAAGGCAUGGUCUAUUUCUCGAUUUAGCCGGCAUUAUGUCUUCGUUUUUUUCUUUAUUCACUUUCAUACUCAACCUUCCUUUCAAAAUUUCCUUUACUUCUUUUUCAGCUACCCCAAUAUCAGGGGGAGCUCGUUCACAAUGUCUUAAAGCAGCGGGGAGGGAUCAGCGUUGGACGGCUGGAAUGUACAGGAUGGAAUGGAACCUAAAAAAGGAACAUUGUUUUAUACUUGAUGACGAUGGUUUACGGCUGCAUUGCGACAAGACAAAAAAAGCACCACCAACCUCACAGCACUCUUGUAGGGAAGAAAAAGACUUCUUACGGAGGGAGGCAUGGCUAGGAUGCAAAGGACUGGCAAAGCCAGGCGGUGUCUGAUUUUCAUAUAGAUGGGGGGAAAAUUACGUAUGAACUGGGUAGAACCUUAUUGUCGAGGAGUAGAUUUGGGGGAAAACCUUUUUUGAUACCCUAAUGGAAUGAAAGAUAAUUACAUGACUGUUCUCUUUGCCUCCGCGCGAGGUCUAUUGAUGUCCC